CAGCUCUGGGUAGUGGAGAGUGUAAACGCACACACGCCUUUAGUUGGGAAAAGUAGCCCAUCAACUUUCCGUAGAGGAAACGAUUUCAGACGUUUUUUUUCUUCCGUUAUCUCUGUUUGCGAGUGGACAAUGCGCGACCCACACAUGUCCGUGUGUUGACAGCGCAGGACACUCCGUGUGUUUAGUGUAUACUACAGUUGUGGUUUUGCCUGACUCACCUAUAGAACGUAGGCCUAAACAGGUAGGCUACGGGAGCGAAAUCCGGAAGAACAAGCACAUCUAAUUGUUCACACUAUUUUCCUCUUACCUCUGCAACUGAACUUUUCCCAAUAACGUUUAUGCAGUUUUGAUAAUUCUUCGGAGAGAGAAGUGUGAAGAUGACGGAACUACCAGUUCACAGGAAAAAUAUGCUGAUUCUAGUUGAUGUUCUCUGUGUGUUUGUCGCGGCCCUUCCGUCAGCGGUCUUGACGUUAAUGUUCAGCCCGUACCAGAGGGGUAUCUACUGUGAUGACGAGAGCAUCAGAUAUCCUUACAGAAGAGACACCAUCUCCCACAGGGCAAUGGCUGCAGUCACCAUCMCCUCCUCCAUAGUCAUAAUAACUACAGGAGAAGCGUACCUGGUGUACUCCAAGCGUCUCCACUCCAACUCUAACUUUAACCAGUACAUGUCAGCUCUCUACAAGGUGGUGGGGACCUUCCUGUUUGGAGCAGCUGUGAGCCAAUCACUGACUGACCUGGCCAAGUUCACCAUUGGCAGGCCACGCCCUAACUUCCUGUCUGUGUGUAAUCCCACGGUGUGUUCUGGGUACAUGCUGCAACUCAACUGUACCGGCAACCCUCGAAACGUCACUGAGUCCAGAUUGUCAUUUUACUCCGGACACUCUGCCUUCGGGAUGUACAGCAUGCUGUUUCUAGCAUUGUAUGUGCAAGCACGUAUGCAGGGGAAGUGGACUCGUCUGGUCAGACCCACAGUGCAGUUUUUCCUCGUGUUGUUUGCGUUGUACGUUGGAUACACCCGGGUUAGCGACUACAAACACCACUGGAGCGACGUACUGGUGGGACUGCUGCAGGGAACUCUCAUCGCUGUGCUCAACGUUUGCUACGUCUCAGAUUUUUUUAAGCUCCGCCCCCCUCCUCGCUGCCCACGAUCCGAGGCGGCUGAAGACGAGCACCUAGAGGCCAAACCUGGCCUGGAUCCAGACACACAACUACACAACAAUCACUACAACUACACAACUACUUCAGCCUGAACACAGACUAACAACUACACAACAACCUCUACACAACAAUCACGGUAACCGUGGGGAAGUGGCGUAGACAGUAAUUUGUUGGUGGGUGGGCCUGCAGAAAUUUGGGUGGGCAAUUUUUUUAAAUUAAAAUGCUUUGUUGUUGGGGAAAGGAGCUAACUUCCUGCAAUGUUGCCAUUGGGCCAAGAGAGAAAUGUGCAGUUUUAUAGCUGUCUAUGAAUUAUAUCUGAUGAUGUUUGCAUGUUUAAGUAAAAAGACGACAAAUAACUAGAGCCCAACCCGUAUUGGAUUUUUGGGUCCGAUACCGAUUUUGAGGGAGGGAAAAGUCACAGAUUACCGAUAUAUCUGCCGAUAUAUUGUUUUUUAGAGGUUGAAUGAAAAACAGACCAAAUUGUGCUUCAAAGGAUCAACAGAUACUCUAAAUGAUGAUUUCUUAACUAAAUAUUAUAGUUAACAUUAUUUAAGAACAUUUUAUUUGUGGUUACAGGAGAUCCACCAAAAAGCAAUUAUAUUCUCUAUAAAUACGACAGUGAAUACAAAGCUUGUUUAGUUGACCUUCUUAGGUGCAACUUAAAAAUGUCUAUGGCAGUGGAAAAGAGGUAUGAAAAAGUGUUUGUGCUAAACUACCAUAAGGGUGAGUAGAUUUACUAGUGUUUUACAACAGUCAAAGGUCAUGUAAACAAACACUUUAUGGCAACCUUGCAAUGAGAGUACGUUAUGACAAGCACAAGCUAGCUGUUCAUUACGACAAUGUUUUCUUACAGAAACCAUAUUUAUAUAACACUGUUAUUCAAUACAAAAUGUAUUGGCUAUACAUUUCAACUGCAAAUGGCAUGCGCUGAUGACUGAAAAUGUUUAUGCAUGCAAAUUCUUGCUGCACUGGUUUUUGUCACACGUUUUAAUUUCGCGAGCUAACUAACAUUCGCUACUUAUCUCAUAAUGAAUGCAAGCGCGUGGCCUGAAUGAUAGACCUGCGCCAACUGUCUUGUUUAUUGCAGAUAGCAUAUUUCAGAAAACUAACUAAAUUAGCCUACUAGCUAACAUCAUAUGCCCCGACAGUAUCAGUCCUCUUUUUGUAUCAAGGACGAGUGUUCACUUUGGCGCCAGUCCAGUGUUGGCACAUACGUAGCACAGAUUGCUAGCUAUCUAGCUAAGUUUACUACCUUGCUGGCUAGAUAGCUAAGCUAACUACCUUGCUGGCUAGCUAGCCAGCUAAUGUUAACAAAGUGAGAAUGUGAUGAGGACAGGGCUGCUUGCUUGGUGAAGUGUACUUUUGAUUAUUUACUCAUGCUGGCUGUGGCAAGCUACUCACCGUCAAACUACCAUGUCUACUUUCUCUCACAUUGUGGACUAGGGCUGAAUGAUGUUCAAUGAGCAGCUGGUAGAGUGCCCUCUUUAGGCAACCAUUGAAAAUGGAGCAGACACAUUUGUUUAUUCUAUGUAUAUAAUAUGGGCACUUUAUCUGUGGAAUAAAGGCAGAUAAAAAUAUUUCUGUGAAAGGCUAAUAUCGGCCGAUAAUAUCGGUCAACCAAUUUAUCGGUCGGGCUCUACAAAUAAUGUCCCAUUUGGAACAAUGACAAGGAAAGAGCAGUA
Messenger RNA from Salvelinus sp. IW2-2015, 2840 nucleotides. Its product is annotated as phospholipid phosphatase 2. The record is from RefSeq and is a predicted model, not a curated record. Gene Ontology annotation, biological process: phospholipid metabolic process; phospholipid dephosphorylation; signal transduction. Gene Ontology annotation, molecular function: phosphatidate phosphatase activity. Gene Ontology annotation, cellular component: plasma membrane. NCBI's taxonomy places the organism in Eukaryota, Metazoa, Chordata, Actinopteri, Salmoniformes, Salmonidae.